AAAAGAGAGGCAGAGGCCAGCUGUAGAGUGCCACGUCAAUAGCUCGUACUACUCUCGUUGUUCUGCAUCUCUUUAUAGUAUUCUGAGUGAUUGACAUCAAAAUCAAAAAACGCCAUUGUUAAGAGAUGUUGAAAGACAGAGUGAGAGAGAGAAUACAGAGAAAGAAGAGAGAGAUGGCUGAUGAGUACACAUACAUGGACAUAACGAGAUUCACGGCAAACCCAGAUGGCUUUUACGCUACCAACAGUCCGUACCAGAAAUCGGGCCCAAAGGGUUUCAUCGAGAUGAAGGUUCUCGAGAACGACAAGCUCUACAUCCGCGUCGACUUGCCCGGCGUUCCCGACGACGCCGCCCGCCACAGAGUCGACGCCCUGAGGAAAAAGGUGGUCUUUUUUUCCGGCAAGACUCUCGACGACGGCUACAACAAGGAAGGCGUUCGUGAGUACUCUGGAACCGCCGGCCUGGGCUGCGACUGCUGCGAGAUCACCGGCGUGGAUGACGUGAAAAUGAAAGAUGGAGUCUUGAGGAUGAUUGUGUCGAGGGUCAAGGUGAAGAACGAUGACAAGAAGUGUACUCUUACUUUCCCUCCUUUCACAGGUAAAUCUGGAAGACGCCAGGAGGAUCAUCCGUUUCUGGUGAAAGGUCCUCAGGGAGCAAUGUUCAUUGCUCAGACCAAGAAGGUGUGUGAGCAUGACGAGAGUGCUCGUCUCUACCUUGGAAGCUUCGGCACUUUGGAUCCUUCCACUGCACCUACACUCGACUCCAUCACCGCCACUGUCAAAUUUGGUGUUCUCAAGAUUGUCACUGGACCUCUGCAUAACCAGUAA
Messenger RNA from Thlaspi arvense, 827 nucleotides. The record is from the annotation of a GenBank genome assembly. Lineage: Eukaryota; Viridiplantae; Streptophyta; Magnoliopsida; Brassicales; Brassicaceae.